Messenger RNA from Heterostelium album PN500, 1314 nucleotides. RefSeq names its product DnaJ-like protein. Gene Ontology annotation, biological process: cellular response to misfolded protein. The transcript has 3 exons. Gene Ontology annotation, cellular component: endoplasmic reticulum membrane. The record is from RefSeq and is a predicted model, not a curated record. NCBI's taxonomy places the organism in Eukaryota, Evosea, Eumycetozoa, Acytosteliales, Acytosteliaceae. The coding region runs from base 1 to 1314 and encodes 437 amino acids. Gene Ontology annotation, molecular function: Hsp70 protein binding.
AUGUCGUUAUCAGCGGUUGAGGAUAUGGAGGGAAAUAAAGAUGAAGCAUUGCGAUGCAUUGAGAUUGCAAUGAAGAGAAUCGGAGAGGGAAAUAAAGAAGGUGCUAUAAAGUUUUUAAACAAGUCGAUUGCACUCUAUCCAACGAGUAAAGCUAGAGAUCUAUUGGAGUUUUAUAGUUCACAAGAUAGCGUAGAUGGUGGUGUAAAUGAAAGUAGUAGUACUACAAACGAUAGUAAUAUUAGUAAAGAAGGAGAAGAACAAGAAAGUAAUACAGUACAUAAAAGACAUACUUCAUCAUCAACAACAACCGAACAAUCAUCAUCAUCCACUCCAUCAUCAUCAUCAUCAUCUACAUCAACAACGACAACCUCUGAAAAUAAACCUAAAUUCACAAGAGAACAAGUAGAGUUGAUUAAGAAGAUCAAAACAUGUAAAUCAUAUUAUGAAGUAUUAGAAGUGAAAAAGACGGCAACAGAGGUCGAUAUCAAAAAAGCAUACAGAAAAUUAGCAUUGCAAAUGCAUCCCGAUAAGAAUCAUGCACCUGGUGCUGAAGAAGCUUUCAAGAUUGUUACACAAGCAUUUUCAUGUUUAAGUGAUCCAAAGAAGAGAUCAACAUAUGAUAUACAUGGAGCAGAGUCACCGAUGACUGCUUCGGGUCGUGGAUUUGGUGGUAGACAAGGUGGCUUCUACGAGGAGGAGUUGUCACCCGAGGAUAUCUUUAAUAUAUUCUUUGGUAUUCCACCACGUGGAGGUGGAGCUCGUAGAAAUCAUCCUUUCUAUUCGGAUUUCCAACCGAUGGCAGGCAAUAGAGGUCGUACUUUCCACUACCAGUUUGGCGGUGGCGGUGGCGCUGCCAAUCGCGGCGGCGGUGGUAACCAGCAAGAGACAUCUUCAUUCUUUUCGAUCAUAAUGAUUCUCUUUACAGUGUUGUAUGUUUUUAUGUCUUUUUUUGGCGGAGGCUCAUCCAGCAACAGCAGUAGCAAUAGCAGGCCGCUUGCUUCACUGUACAGUUUCGAGCCUAAAUUCAACAUUCACAGAGAGCGUCAUAUGCGGCUGGGAACAGAAGAGAUUACGCUGGAUUUUACAUAUUAUGUCAAGGAUAAUUUAGAGGGUAUACUGCGAUACAACGGAAUAUCGAGCGAUCAACUCGAACAAGAGGUUAAAGAGAGCUGGUUGGAGUUGCAAGCCAAACUUUGUCGUCAUAAGGAAACACUAGAGAAGAAACCACGUCAAACAGCGGAGUAUAUAGAUCUAAAGAACAAAGGUGCAUUCCAAUAUUGUGAUCUAUUAAAAGAAUUAGGUUAUCGAUGGUAA